Molecule: messenger RNA, 5410 nt
Organism: Hyla sarda
Lineage: Eukaryota; Metazoa; Chordata; Amphibia; Anura; Hylidae
Gene: PRMT9
Product: protein arginine methyltransferase 9
Exons: 12
Coding region: 195-2699 (834 amino acids)
Biological process (GO): peptidyl-arginine methylation
Molecular function (GO): protein binding; protein-arginine omega-N monomethyltransferase activity
Source: RefSeq, a predicted model, not a curated record
AGUCAGAAAGAUGUUUCCCUUUUCCCCAGGUAUCAUCCAAUCAGAGAUCAACACGUCAUAUCCCGGCGCCCGGAUGAUGAUGCGUUCCAUUUGAAGCUGCACAUUACACUCUGUCUGGUGUAGAUUGCCCGGGGACUGUGUAUAUGUUCUGUAUCCCUGAGGAGAUGGCAGCACGUGCCCACUGACCGGGCAGCAUGGCAGAAGUAAAUGGCAGAAGGAAGGCUCGCAGAGGGCGGAAGGCAGGACAGUCUGCGGGCAGGAGGGAGCUGGUAGCCCGGUCCGUACACAGCGCCGAGCAGUGUCUGCGGGAUCGGGACUAUGGCACGGCGUACGCGCACUUCCUGUUGGUGCUCAGCCUGGCCCCUGAGCUGAAGGAUCACUUCAAGGAGACUUUCCAGUAUGCCCUAUUCAAAUGGGCAGAAGAGCUUUAUGCUCUAAACCGAAGUCAGGACAUGUUUAAUUGUUAUGAACAAGCCCUUGAACUCUUUCCACGGGAUGAUGUUAUCUGCAAUAGUAUGGGUGAACAGCUCUUCAGACUGGGAUUUCGAGAUGAAGCAGCUGGGUAUUUCUACAAGGCUGUGAGGUUGAACCCAAAUUCGGCCGAUGCCAGAGAAAAUUUUUACCGUGUAGCAAAUUGGCUCGUGGAACGUUGGCAUUUUGUAAUGCUGAAUGAUGUCAAAAGGAAUUUGAUGUAUCGCAAAGCUAUUGAAAAUGCUGUACAGGCUGGCUGCAAGACUGUUCUGGAUAUUGGGACAGGCACAGGGAUUCUAAGCAUGUUUGCAAAAACUGCAGGGGCCCCUAAUGUUUACGCCUGUGAGCUCUCCAAGACUAUGUUUGACCUGGCCUGUGAGGUGGUGGCUGCCAACCACAUGGAGGGUGACAUCAAACUUCUACACAUGAAGUCUCACGAUGUGCAAGUCCCUAAACACAUUCCUGAAAAGGUCUCACUAGUUGUCACUGAGACAGUAGAUGCUGGUUUGUUUGGUGAAGGUAUAGUGGAAACUCUUAUCCAUGCCUGGAAGAACUUGCUUCUAGAACCUAAGCCCAAAGAUGGAAGUUAUGAGUAUGGACAGGUCAUACCUGCAGGUGCUGUAGUGUAUGGCAUGGUGGUGGAAUGUCCGGAAAUACGCAGACAUCACAGAGUGUUUGUCAGUGAAGUUGCCGGAGUAAACAUAGCAGAAGCGGUGCGGUUUUCCAGUCCUGUACAUUGCAGUCACAAAUCUAGUGAAGCGAAUGAGCCAUAUGCUACGGAGAAGAUGAGCCGGGUACCUGGCGGUUAUAAAGCGCUGAGCCAGCCCUUCCUAGCUCUGACGGUAGACUUCAAUAGCCUAGAGGACUUGGAAAGCAUUGCUGCUGGCAGGUCCUGCAGGAUCUCUGUUCUGGUCCAAGAACAAGGACAGCUUGACUGCUUUAUAACUUGGUUUGUCUUACAUCUGGAUAAAGAACACAGUCUGUCAACAGGACCUAGCGAAGAAACGUGCUGGGAACAAGCUGUAUUUCCUAUCCAAAACCUCCCUGAUGGCUAUAUUGUAAACUGUGGGGAUACAGUGGUUCUGGAUGUACACUGCCCUGACUGUUACUUAAGAGUAGAUCUGGUCACAGUUCUUAGAGCUGUUGAGGUGGAUAGCGGUAUGUCUUCAGAUGGGAUGUCAUUGGAGAAUGAGGUCGAAUUGUGCGAUGCUUUGGCCAGUCUUCACACCACGCAUCAGGACACCAAGCAGGAAUUGUGCAUUCUGGAGCCCAGUGAGAUAGCCUUACUAAACAAUGUUAUUUACAACGAGAGCUUUAAGAACGCUAUAAGUAAAGUCUUAUCUUCUCUGCAACCUGGAAUGAAUGGUCCAUUCAGGAAUGCCAAUGAUGCAGAGGCUUCUGAAGGACAUUUCGUAGACCCUCUGUAUAUACUGGAUGUGUCCGAGGGGUUUUCCAUUUUACCUCUCAUUGCUGCAAAGCUUGGGAGGGUGAAAUCUUACAGCUCGGUUGAAGAGGAGCAGCACUGUGUCGCCCUAGAGAUGUUAUUGGAGAGGAACAGCAUCUCAAAAGACAGUCUGGAAUUUUGGCUGCCCCAGCUGGAAGCCAACGAUGAGGUUUUACAGAGGCCCAAGUCAGACAAGUUGUGGAGCAUCAUUAUUCUAGAUGUCAUUGAGCCUUGUGGUCUGAUCAGACAAGAGGUGAUGGAGAAGUGUGCCAUAGCAAGGUGCUUACUACAGUCUGGAGGAAAGAUCUUCCCUCAGUAUGUGGUGAUCCAUGGCAUGCUAAUAGAAUCCAACGCCUUACUGCAGGAGAGUUCUGUUCAAGGCACAGAACCUACACUAGGUUUCACUAUAGCGCCAUCUAUAAAUCAGUUCAAGGUGCCUGUCCAUGUCUUCCUGAAUCUCGCUACCCUGCCUUGUGUCCCUCUAAGUGAUCCAGUAGAAUUGCUUAGGCUGGAUCUAAUGAACCCGUAUUCAAACCACUGUAGCUUAGCUACGGAAGUAAAGGUAAGAAUAUGUAAAUCAGGCCAGGUGACUGCUAUUCCGUUCUGGUAUCACCUCCACCUUGAUGAAGAUAUUCAUUUGGACACCUCCAGUGACACAUCACAUUGGAAACAAGCAGCUUUUGUGUUAGAAGAGCCAUUCAGGGUGGAGGAAGGGAAAGAACUCUUACUUGGAGUACAAUUCCAGAACAGCAAUGUCAGUAUGACUUUAAGGCAACCGUCAUAGUAUCUUCACGAAAAUAACAUUUCACUCAAUAGCUGUAUAAUAGUUAUAUAGAAUAUAAAUUCUACCUAGGUACCAUAUAGCAAGUUGUAUAGUAUUUUAUUCAGAAUCCAUGUGAUGCAGUCAGUAAUGAUGUCAAAAAUUAGGCCUCGACUCAAGUUAUAUAAAACACCUUAGGCACCCACUCUAAUGAAUGUCGGCAUUGUAGACAGUGUCCCUGUCCUUACUUAACCCUUCAAGAAGAGUAUACCUUCAGUAGUGCAUUUUGAGAACAGGAUGUCAGAUGUGUAUAAAUGAAAUGGUUUAUUUUAUACAUGUCAGCAGAAUUCACAUGACUUCUGUUGUGAGAGCACAGCUGUGACAUAGAAUGGAAAAUGUGCUGUGUCAGCAAAGUACAUCAUGUUACUGAACAGCAUUUUUGUAAAAUCCUGAACCACAAUAGGGAGCAACCACACCAGUACAUUUCACCAGCUGACUAGUAAAUAGAUGUAAGGUUUUAUAUAAAGCUUCAUGUUUGGAGCCCUUUUAGAUAAGAUGGAAUUGCAACAGCAGAAGCCUUUUUAUAUGUCUGUUCCCUUAUUGUGGUUGAUGUAAUAAAGGGUAGUGGGUGAGAAGUCGGGGUCCCCACAGCUGCUCAAUACAGAGAUACACCUUAUAGCAGUGGUCCGCAUUCUGUGUCUCUUGUACUGUUCUCAAACUACAACUGGUUUAUGCUGUCUAUGUGUUCAUAAUGUUACAUGUUCUGUUACAGCGCAAACUUAGGUUGACAGUCUUAACCCGUUAAAGACACAGGAUGUAAAUGUAUGUCCUGGUACAUAACGCACCAGGACGUACAUUUACGCCCUGUACAUAACACAAGCACCAGAAGAGUGCUUGAAUCAUGCACAGCAGGUCCCGGCUGCUAUGAGCUGCCAGGGACCUGCCGGUAAUGGCGGACAUUAGCGAUCGUGCUGAUAUCCGCCAUUAACCCCUCAGAUGCCAUGAUCAAUACAGAUCACAGCAUAUGUGGCAAUGUGGGCAUUUGAAUGAAUGAUUGGAUUGCCCGCUGCGCUGCCUUGGAGAUCCGAACAUCCAACAUGGCGGAGGUUCCCUCGCCUGCUCCGGCCGUCAUCCCGGUGUCUUCUCCUCUGGUCUGACAUUGAGCAGACCAGAGAAGAAGAUUGUCGAUAAUACUGAUCAGUGCUAUGCCUACGCAUAGCACUGAACAGUAUUAGUAAGUGAAGUGUUUUCAAAAAUAAAAAAAUAAGGUACUGAUAAAAACUACUUAUACUUAUCUUAUACAGCCCUGUAUACGGAAAAAUAAGAAAGUUAUAGGGGUUCAAAAUAGAGUGGUUUUAAACAUCCUAAUUUUAUUAAAGUUUGAGAUUUAAUGAGCAGUACAAUAAUAGAAAAGCAUUUAACCAUGGGAAUCAUUUUCAUUGUAUUGACCCACAGAAUAAAGAAAACCUGUCAUUUUUACCGUAAAGUGUACAGCGUGAAAACGAAACCUUUCAAAAUUUGCUAAAUUGUGGUUUUCUUUUCAAUUUCCCCACACAAAUAAUAUAUAUUUUUUUGGUUGCCCCAUUCAUUUUAUGGUAAAAUGAGUGAUGUAAUUACAAACUGGAUGCGCAAAAAACAAGCCCUCAUUUGGGUCUGUGGAUGGAGAUAUAAGAGUUAGGAUUUUUAGAAGGUGAGGAGAAAGGAGUUAUCCAGAAUAAAAAAAACUUCUCCUGUACUCAGGAUAGGAGAUAAGUGUCAGAUUGUGGGGGUCCGACCACUAAGAACCAACACAAAUCUCCCCCCCGCAAUCUCCCGCCGAGCACCCCGGCUUUUUACAUGAACUUAGGUGUCGACCACCGCACGAAGCUGUGGCUGACGCCCCCUCCAUCAAUCUCUGUGGGUUAGCCAGAGAUACACAAACUAUGCCAGAUUUAUCAAUCAUGCACCUAAAUCUUAGUGCAUUUAGGCCAAUCCCUCUUUACAGAAGCCACUUCACUUUUGUCAGACCCAGUGUGGUGCAAGUUAUGUAAUUUAUUUCCCCCCAGAGUUGUGCACAUGUGCAGUAGUAAAUACAGAUGAGUGAAGCAUACAACAACUCACUGCAGGAGAUGGGCUCCAUUUUAACUUCUCCCAGCUAUAUCUAGAGAUCAUUGGUAGUCUUGGCACUGAAACCCAGAUGGCAGUAAAGCUUAAAACAGUAAAUCUCAGCAGUUCACUUCUGAGGCCAUGUUCACACAAUGGAGUGGAAUACAGCAAAAAAAUUCUGUUCAGAUUCACCUGCAAUAGAGUCCUCUUGCUUCAAUGGUAUUUUGCUGCAUCCUGCACACAGCGGAAUUUCCAAGGAAGAAACAUCUGCUGCAGCAAUCCUGAUUCCAGCCUCCGCUGACGUGUCAGAGCUGACUCCGCUUGAAACUACAUUGCAGUCUAUGGAUUACCAAGAUGCCUUAGUGCUGGCAUGUUUUGCUGGUGCCGCUAUUUGCAGAAUGUCUGCUCAUGCUUUUUAUUUAAAACUUGCUGAGUACCCGGCGUUGCCCAGUUUUUCCUUCCUAAUCCUUUUUGGGGAGGAAAAUAAACAAAGGAGGAAGCUUUUGACUUCAUAUGCAGUCCUCAUAUAUUGUUGUCAUAUCCCAACCCCACAUCCCGACCUCCUGUCCCGUCCUCCUAUCUCGACCUCCUAUCCCGACCUCCUAUCCCAACUUCCUAUCCAGACCUCCUAUCCCAUCCUCAUAUCCCGU